Molecule: messenger RNA, 5176 nt
Organism: Jaculus jaculus (lesser Egyptian jerboa)
Lineage: Eukaryota; Metazoa; Chordata; Mammalia; Rodentia; Dipodidae
Gene: Grip2
Product: glutamate receptor interacting protein 2
Exons: 24
Coding region: 39-3188 (1049 amino acids)
Biological process (GO): neurotransmitter receptor transport, endosome to postsynaptic membrane
Molecular function (GO): protein binding
Source: RefSeq, a predicted model, not a curated record
CUGGCCCGGCCGGGUCGGGCUGCUGGGCGGCCGUGGGGAUGCGGGGCUGGCGGAGGAACCUCGCGCUCUGCCUGCAGCGGCUGCCGGACGAAGAUGAUAGACCCUACUCCAAAGGAGGCAAGGACUCAGCAGGAGCUGACGCGGCUCUGGCAUGCCGCCGCCAGAGCAUUCCAGAGGAGUUUCGCGGUGUCACCGUGGUGGAGCUGAUCAAGCGCGAGGGCAGCACCCUGGGCCUGACCAUCUCAGGAGGCACCGACAAGGACGGGAAGCCCAGAGUCUCCAACCUGCGCCCUGGGGGCCUGGCAGCCAGGAGUGACCUUCUCAACGUGGGUGACUACAUCCGCUCUGUGAAUGGAAUCCAUCUGACCCGGCUCCGCCACGACGAGAUCAUCACGUUGCUGAAGAAUGUGGGCGAGCGCGUGGUGCUGGAGGUGGAGUAUGAGCUGCCCCCGCCUGCCCCUGAGAAUAACCCAAGGAUCAUUUCCAAGACGGUGGAUGUCUCCCUCUAUAAGGAAGGCAAUAGCUUUGGCUUUGUCCUCAGAGGUGGUGCCCAUGAAGACGUGCACAAAUCCCGCCCACUGGUCCUUACCUAUGUGCGGCCUGGUGGUCCAGCAGACAGGGAGGGCUCCUUAAAGGUGGGUGACAGGCUUCUCAGCGUAGAUGGGAUCCCGCUGCAUGGAGCCAGCCAUGCCAGUGCCCUCGCCACCCUGCAGCGGUGCGGCCACGAGGCCCUCUUCCAGGUGGAGUACGACGUGGCCACUCCAGACACAGUGGUCAAUGCUUCUGGGCCCUUGGUGGUGGAAAUAGCUAAGACCCCAGGCUCGGCCCUGGGAAUCUCCCUCACCACUGGCUCCCACCGGAGCAAGCCAACCAUCACCAUUGACCGCAUCAAGCCAGCCAGUGUGGUGGACAGGAGUGGUGCCCUACAUGCUGGAGACCAGAUCCUAGCUAUCGAUGGCACCAGCACAGAGCACUGCUCACUUCUCGAGGCCACCAAGCUCCUGGCCAAUGUGGUGGAGAGAGUGCGGUUGGAGAUCUUGCCUGCGCCCCAAAGUCGGUGGCCCUUGAAGCCCCCAGAGGCAGUGAGAGUGCAGAGGAGUGACCAGCUGCACCACUGGGAUCCUUGCGUGCCCUCCUGCCACAGCCCAAGACCCAGCCACUGCAGGAUGCCCACCUGGGCUGCACUUGGGGGCCAAGACCAGAGCAGAUCCUCGUCCUCGACUCCCUUUUCCUCACCGACCGUGAACCCUGCCUUUCCCUGCGCCAACGCCAGCACCCUGUCCCGUGGGUCUCAGCCCAUAAGCCCCAGGACCACGGCGGCAGGGAGGAGGAGGCAGCGAAGGAGGGAACACAGGAGCUCAUUGUCACUGGCAUCCAGCAUAGUAGGGCCGGGCGGGCAGAUUGUGCACACAGAGACCACUGAAGUCAUACUCUGUGGAGACCCCCUCAGUGGCUUUGGCCUCCAGCUCCAGGGUGGCAUCUUCGCCACCGAGACCUUGUCCUCUCCACCCUUGGUACGCUUCAUCGAGCCUGACAGCCCGGCUGAGAGGUGCGGUCUGCUGCAGGUGGGGGACCGCGUCCUCUCCAUCAAUGGCAUUGCCACUGAGGAUGGGACUAUGGAGGAAGCCAACCAGCUGUUAAGGGAUGCCGCCUUGGCCCACAAAGUCAUUCUAGAGAUAGAGUUCGAUGUGGCAGAGUCUGUCAUCCCAAGCAGUGGGACCUUCCAUGUGAAGCUGCCCAAGAGACGUGGUGUGGAGCUGGGCAUCACGAUCAGCUCGACCAGCAGGAAGCGAGGAGAGCCUCUGAUCAUCUCUGACAUUAAGAAGGGCAGCGUGGCUCACAGGACUGGCACCCUCGAGCCAGGCGACAAGCUACUGGCCAUCGACAACAUCCGCCUGGACCACUGCCCCAUGGAAGACGCGGUGCAGAUCCUACGCCAGUGUGAAGACCUGGUGAAGCUGAAGAUCCGAAAGGACGAGGACAACUCGGAUGAACACGAGAGCUCGGGGGCUGUCAGCUACACUGUGGAGCUGAAGCGCUAUGGUGGCCCCCUGGGCAUCACCAUCUCAGGCACCGAGGAACCUUUUGACCCCAUUGUCAUCUCUGGCCUCACCAAGCGAGGCCUGGCCGAGAGGACUGGUGCCAUCCAUGUGGGGGAUCGGAUCCUGGCCAUCAACAGCGUGAGCCUCAAGGGCCGACCCCUAAGCGAGGCCAUCCACCUCCUGCAGGUGGCUGGCGAGACGGUCACCCUGAAGAUCAGGAAGCAGCUGGACUGUCCCCUGCUCCCCCACAAGUCAAGUAGCCUCAGUGAAGCCAGUGAUAUGGAUGAGGACCCAUCUGAAGCCCUCAAGGGAGGCCUGUUGACCACCCGCUUCUCACCUGCUGUGCCCAGUGUGGACAGUGCUGUGGAGUCCUGGGGCAGCUCGGCCACAGAGGGUGGCUUUGGGGACCCAGGCUCCUACGCUCCACAGGUAGCAGCCCGAAGUGUGACCUCCCAGGAGUGGCGACCCAGCAGACUGAGGAGCAGCCCUCCACCCCCGGAGCUCCGGGGUGCCAGCUACAUGCCAGACCCUGCUGAUGAGAGCUUCCCGGAGGAGGAGGAGGGGGAUUGGGAGCCCCCAGUGAGCCCAGCCCCUGGCCCCACCCGUGCCCACCAGGAGGGCUUCUGGAGCAUGUUUGGGGAGGCCCUUGAAGACCUGGAGUCCUGUGGUCAGUCAGAACUGCUGAGGGAUCUGGAGGCCUCCAUCAUGACAGGCCCAGAUCCCGCGGUGUCCCUGGACAGCAGACCUGGUCCCCAGCCCUGGCAGAAGAAUCGGGAGGGCCGAGCAUCUGCUGGAGACCUGCGGGAGCUGCUACUGCCCUCAUCUCUAGAGAUGCAGAAGGUGACUCUGCACAAGGACCCUGUGCGGAAUGACUUUGGCUUUAGUGUCUCAGAUGGCCUCCUGGAGAAAGGUGUUUAUGUCCACACCGUGCGUACGGAUGGACCAGCCCAGCACGGAGGCCUGCGGCCCUUUGACAGGCUCCUUCAGGUCAAUCACGUUCGCACACGGGACUUCGACUGUUGCCUGGCUGUACCACUCUUGGCAGAGGCAGGUGACACCCUGGAGCUGGUUGUCAGCCGCAACCCGCUGGCACAGAGCCACAGGACACCACGUGUGCCGGGCCCCAGCAGUCCCCGGAUGCUGUGAGGAGUGUGCGGCCCAGACAUCAUGAAGUUGGUCGGAGAAGCGGCUCCCACUCUUCCCUCUGUGGGUCUGGAGAGUUCAAGCCUGGGAUGGAGUCACCUCAGUUUGGGUCUCUAAGAAGCUUAAGGAGUCCCACCCAAAAGGGGCUGGCACUUGCACUCAGGAGAAAGGCCGGGGGUGGGAGGUCCUCAAGGCCCUUCAGAGCCACCUUAGGGAGAAGCCCAGAGUGGGAACAGGGAGCCCUGCUCAGCUUGGGGGCUGGAAUAAGGUGAUGUGAGGCGUUCCCUUCCCGAGGAGGCGAGCGAGCUGGGGCCGGACUGCGCUGGGAGGGGAUCCAGUGCUGUGUCUCAGAUGCCGCUGUUGGGCAGAACUACAUCACACAGGGACCGCGUCACCAUGAAGGAUGUGACACAGGGAGAGCCAGAGCUUUCCCCGCUCUGGAAUCCUGGCACUUGGGCCUCACUGGUUCUGAGAACCUCUGACUUCCAGCAUCCCCGCUGGGGAAGGCCCUGAGCGGGGUGCAUAGGGAGCCGGGAGACACUGAGAUUCCUUUAGGCGGCUUGGUCAUUUCAGCCUCAGUGGCUUGAGAUGGGUGGUUCCGAACCCUGGGCAACUUGUCAGCCCUCCUGUUGCACACCGCCCUCAGCUCGUGUCAUCCUUCCCAGGAGGGCAUGGCUUGGGGAGAAAAGGCCCAGAACCUUCCAUUCACCUGCCCAUGCCAAGGAUGGCAAACCUUGGCAGUGAAAUGGAGGGAUACAAGGAGGGACAGGGGUGGAAGUGGUCGAGUAAUUUUGUUCCCAGGGAAACCCUGGCAGCACUAGUACUCGUAAGUGGGGUUCUUCGCUUUCUACAGUAGACACCCCGUUCUGAGAAGGGCACAGGCUGCUUUGCCCAGUGGGCGGGGCUGGGCUUCAUCCUUGUCUGAGGACUGGUUUUGCUUCUGCCCAGCUCAAGGCCUCCACCCCAACUUCCCUGCUUUCCCCGCCCCUGUGGCUCAAGGUAGGCCAGACAAACAAUCAGCCCACGAGACCAAACGGGGCCAAGAGUCCAUUCUUUUCCUCCUGGCUGCAUCCUUGGCUGGGUGACCUCUCUGGGUUGGACUCCCACUCUGGUCCAUCAAGGUGGAUGUGAGGAGACAGAUGAAUCCCAGCCAAGGCCAGGUCAUCACCACCUAGCUGCCUGCUGAGACCCCUUGGCUCUCCACCAUAAUCGUCCUCCACCUUUCACUCCACUUCCCCAAGCCCUGCCUCUUGUGGUUUCUCUGAGGAUCUCUCUGGGGCUGGGUUGCCCAGUGCCUGUUUGCCCUCUCCUCACAGGGGCACCAAACAAAAGCCAAGAGCCCUCAGCUUCGAGGAUAGGGGGAUAGCCCAGCAGAGAGAUGGCUUCUGGCUGCCAGCAGCCAGAGCAUGGGUAGCUGGCCAAGCCUCUCUGGGCUUGUAUGUGCUGUGGCUGAACUCUCGGGGCUCUUGGCUUUGGGGAUUGGCAUUGCACUUGAGGACUCCAGGUGAGGAAAGACACAUCUCCUUGACUCCCAUCCCUUCUCCUCAGGCUGAGGCUCUUCCACUCUCCCAGACAUAUGCAAUCAGGUCCAGCAGUGUGUGGACCUCUUAGCCAUGGCCAGCGGCCUUCUCAUAUGCAAUAGACCCUCUGGCUUCUCACAGGGGUGUUUGGCCCACACUUGAUGUCCCUGACGCACUCCCCAUCAAGCAUCCUGCCUGCCUAUGCAUUUUGGGGUGCCACCGCUGUGACAUACUCCCAUCCCCAAAGCUGUAUUUUUCUCUGGUUAAGAGUAGAACAUAUUCCUUGUAUUUUUCUAUAUGGGGUUUCUUAAGAGCUCUCGGGAAGCACAACCACCCAUAGGCCACACUGCACAGGCCUUCUGUGGUCUUUUGGGGGCCCACAUGUAAAUCUUUAUCCCACAGGGGUCACGGCAACUGAGGGGGGAGGCAAGUACUAUUGAGAUGAAUUUUUAAUAAAAUAACUUGAACACA